Lineus longissimus is the source of this 3592-nucleotide messenger RNA. Its product is annotated as repressor of RNA polymerase III transcription MAF1 homolog. The transcript has 8 exons. Lineage: Eukaryota; Metazoa; Nemertea; Pilidiophora; Heteronemertea; Lineidae. Gene Ontology annotation, cellular component: nucleus. The record is from RefSeq and is a predicted model, not a curated record. Gene Ontology annotation, biological process: negative regulation of transcription by RNA polymerase III. Gene Ontology annotation, molecular function: RNA polymerase III core binding. Bases 910 to 1629 code for a protein of 239 amino acids.
GUACAUCAAGCACGUCAAGUGUUCAUUGUUUGUCAACAACUCAGGAAGGAGAGGAAAACUCUGAAUAAAAUCAACAAAUUUGGCUACCUUGGGAAUUCCGAUGUCAAUAAACUUUGUGUGAGGUGUUAGAGGAAGAUACCAAGAACCACCAGAACUAUCUUUAUACAGGAUUUGUGCCCGAUUUCCUGAGUGUACGGAAGAAAUAUCCGUAGUGUAUUUCACCCAUAGUAUCAGUUUUGCCUAUGAGCUUGAUGGCGCCAAGAGACUUUGACCUACAAAAAUUAUCUAUGUCUUUAGAACUCGUGUUUCCUGUCUCCAUGCGUCCGUCACCGUGUAGAAUUCUUUUGAAUCAUCCCAAGAGUAUUAGAAAGAACUGUCCGCAAGGCUCCUCGAGUCUUUUUUCGAUUUUAAAGUGCUAAAAAGUAGCUUACAGGGUACCCUUCACACAUUCUAUUCUUCAGUGAUAUUGCAUUAUUGACAUUCAAAUUCAUUCAUCCCAGAAAUUGUCGAAGAAGUUUAAACUGUUUUCUUGCUGACGUUACAUUUUGAAAGUAAUCAGGUCCGUUCAACAACCUCAUCCCGUCGGAGAUAAACCAGUACGGCAGUAGGCCUAGAGUAUUGUUGGAAAUUUUGACUUGCACGAGUACCGUAUAUCAACGGACUAUCUCAAGAAGCUACAGCAAACGAUUCAAUUUAAAAACUUCAUCUCAUUCGAUAUCAUAAAUUUUGUAUUAAUUUCAUAGUACAAAGACAGUAUUACUAUUACUAUAUUAGUUAACGUUGUAAAUCAGUUCUAAAUCUGCUGCUGAGGAUCUGUUACCGUGUUCAGUUAUCUCGUCAAAACAACAGACCUGAAGUGAAAUUGCUGAUUUCAAAAUUUUAUUUGAAUAGACCUGACAAUCAUUUAAGAUGAAACUCCUAGAAAAUUCAAAGUUUGAGGCCAUCAAUUGUGCCCUGUCAGUGGAGAUGGGUGACUGCAAAAUUGAUGGGCGAAUCGAGAGUUACUCCUGCAAAAUGGCUGGGAAUGACAAACGACUGUUCAAAGUCAUCAGCCAAGAUGGCGGUCACGCCCCUAACGAUCUCCAGGCUCUGUCUCCUCCAAUGGGUACUCUGUCUCACAGCCCUGUCAAGAGUGUGAGUGACAGUGAGGGUGGCGAGGGGCCACUCUGCGACACGAUAAGCACCAAGACACUGUUCUACCUCAUCUCGACCCUGAACGCAUCUUUUGCUCCGGACUAUGACUUCAGCAAUGCUAAAAGUGGAGAGUUCAGCAAGGAGCCAAGUCUGCAGUGGGUGAUGAAUUCAAUAGACAGUCUCCUGUUUGCCUCUGAGGGCGACACAUUCAGUAUGUUACGACCGCAGUUAUGGGCUGCUCUUGAUGAAGAGAUUGGCUUGGGAGAAUGUGAACUCUACAGUUACAAUCCUGACUUGGCGUCUGACCCAUACGGUGAAGAAGGCUGCAUCUGGUCGUUCAACUAUUUCAUCUACAACAAGAAGAUGAAGAGGAUCGUAUUCUUCUCCUGCAGGGCAACCAGCGUCACCUCCGACUCGGGUAUCGGCAAGGAUCUCGGUGGAGUCGAGAUGUUUGAGGAUUACGAGAUGGAUGGAGGGAGUGAAUACGCCUACUAGAGAGAGUCAGUGGAGGCUAUUAUACUGGAAUGUGUAAAGAACAAAGGAUAUGACACAGACAUUCAAGGAUUUUGAGAAACUAUACUGUAGUGUGUGUACUCAUUCAUCGAUCAAUUCUUAACCUGUAAUCGUUUUGAUGGCGAUCCUCAUAUCACAUUACCGUUGUUGUAAUUUAUAACUGGAAAACAUUAGGGUGGGUUGAUAGACACAUUGUUUUCAUCAACAGCGAAACAAAUCUUUUCAAGGAAAGGAAAAGGAAGAAAAUAGAAAAAGAACAAACAAUCAUCAUAGCAUUUUUUCAGCUCAUAUCAUUUAAAGGGUAGUUGUCAAUGGGUUGUUAGUGGAUUAUAUUAAAAGUAAGCUUGAUGUCCAUAAGAUAAGACUCUCCUAGCAGAGAAGUCAGUUUCUAAUGUAAUGUACUUUCUAGUUUCCGUACCUCACACCUUACCUGAAAUACAUUUCGUGAGCAAGCAUCUGUCCGUUAAGAAUACAUUCAUUUGAAACAUUGGUGCAACGAACAUGUUGUAAGUGAUAAUAAUUGAUAUGUUGAUACCUUUUCAGGGGAACUCACCACCAUUGUGUUUUCAUUCCUAAAAUUAACGUGUGCACCGUGCACAUAUCUACAUUUCUUAUAGAUGGUCAAAUCUUAUUCUUUUCAGAAUGAUAAAUAUACAUGUACACAAUGAAAAAUUGAGGCAGCUCUUAUGUAGUAUAUCACAUUGUAUUUCAACCAUUCAUUUUACUUUUUGGUGCCAAUCAUUUUGAGAUGUCAAAUAAAUUGGCAGAUAUUUGUUCAUAACUUGAAUGACAACUGCAACAAAAUAGUACAUUUUGAGGGUCAUGUUUCAUUGUGAUUUUUGGGUCGUUAAAAAGAUUUAAAAUUAAUAGGGCAGCAACUCAAAGUAAUGAAGAAAAUAACUCUAGUAAACAACUAGUACAUUUUGAGGGUUUAUCAUAUUUCAUGUUCGUAUUUGGGUCAUCAAACAAAUGUGUGACAAAAAUGUCUCCAUUUUUAUUAUGUAUCUGGAAGCAGUAGCUAAAAGUUAAAGAAAACACCAUGCUUAUUCUUAAAGGGAGUGUUGUUAAAGCAAUGUUGUGUUAGUUGAAUAUCACAUUACUUGAUAAACUGAAAAGUGGUGCCUGGUAUCUGUAUGCAAUUUAGUUCAAGACCUGCCGCUCAUGCUUCUGCUUUGAUGUUUAUUUUUCAGCACAAUCAUCGGUGUUUUGAUUUUGUUGUGUUGUUCUGUAGUGUGUGUCAGAGGUAAGUUUAAGUUGUGUCAAAACAUGGGGAAAAAAGAUCUUUUGGUUUGUGUAAUUAGGUUACUUUUGGAGUUGUCACUGAAUAAGGUUUAGAAUUGGACAUUUUCUGAUGUGUUUCUAUUUGGAACAUAGCUUUAUUACCAACGUAAUUCUGAUGUCUAUUUUCACGUUUAUUGAAGCUUUCCAUUUAGAUCACCCGCAGCAGUUUUUCAUGCACUGUCUUGGAUCAGAAUGUUCCAAUUGUAUGGGUCAGAGCCAAGGGGUGAUACGAAUAAAGACUAGCAAAUGCUUUUAUCUAAAACUCCAUGUACAUUUACACUAGGCCUUUCUGUACAAAAUUGAAGUAAAAGCAUUUGCUAGUCUUUAUUCAUAUCACCCAAGGUUGUUUUCAAUGAGCAGUCCAGAUAAUUAUAUUUAGUUGGUGAAAAGGAACAAAAAGCUUUGCAGUUGCUGAUUUUGAAAAGAAAAGGUCAUCAAGAUUUACAAUGCAUAUAUAAGCUCACCUUUUAUACAUACAAAUAUGAAAUGAACUCAUUUUAUUAAAUGGAAAACUUUCAAACUUGGCUUAUAUUGAACUGGACUCUGACCACUUUGCACCCGUAGUUGUACAAUGUACAUGUAAUGUAUGUAUGUGUAUAUAGUUAUUUUAUAUCCGUGUAAUUUUCAUCUGUUAAUAAAUUUUAUAAGCUGUAUAUAAAUACAA